This is a messenger RNA of Melanotaenia boesemani (Boeseman's rainbowfish), 3672 nucleotides long. RefSeq names its product zinc finger protein 729. The coding region runs from base 137 to 3286 and encodes 1049 amino acids. The transcript has 2 exons. The record is from RefSeq and is a predicted model, not a curated record. Lineage: Eukaryota; Metazoa; Chordata; Actinopteri; Atheriniformes; Melanotaeniidae.
UGAAGUGCGCAUGCGCCAUACAAGCACCCCGCGCCUUCUGCAGCUGCAGCUGAACCUCUCAGCACUGUUCCUCCUGGCACAGCAUCCCAUUUGUCUACCAUAGAGUCGAGCUGAGUCGCUUUUCCCUUGAGGGUUUAUGCUUCGCAUGGACAGAUGUCAGCCGGGCCCUUUCCUCUCCCCAUCUCUUUGCCUUUGUGGUCCCUCUUCGACAGAAAACGUUGGCGCUUCUGUGACUGGUGAGUACGUAAAUCUGUCAGGCUUGACCAGAACAGCUACCCCUCCCAGUGUCUGUUUGGCUGCCAUAAUGCUUGGGUUACAGGGAAAUGCUUCAUCCCCCAAAGUGUAUCGUUGCGUAGCGUGUUCUGCCACCUUCACCGGACUGGCCUCAUUGCUAGUUCAUCAAGCAACCCAUGCAAGUACACUCUCCAAGGUAUCUGGCCCGCCUCCAACUCAACCUAACAUCAGCCCACAUGAAACACAGUCUGCAAGUACGGACUUAACCAACGAGCAUCCCAGUCCACCAGUCAUCUUAUCCGAGAGCCCUCCACCUUCAUUUUAUAUUUGUGAUUGUGGAGAGGAAUUUCAGGACUUUGAUCUUAUGUUAGAUCAUAAACGUUCACAUGUCCCUGAGAUGCAACUAGUACAACCCCUGAAUGAUAAUAUUGUUCUUCCAAGUGAAACAGGGUGUGAAAAGGUUUUUUCCAGCCAGCAUGCAUCACUCACUCCUGUAACCCAGACAGAUUUGGUCCUUAGUUGCCCCUCCACUUCCAGUUCCCCAGUUGCUGAAGUGCACACAUUAAAUGCCCAUAAAGGAGAUGUGGCCUUGGAGGAGAGUGUUGCUAUGGAAACCACUGCUCGAGGCCAGUGCACACCCCCUCAAAAUAUCAGUGAGGAGCAACUUGAGGACAUUUCUACCACUGCGGACCAAAUACCAAAUACUAUAGAAGAUGUGGAUUUGCAGGAAGAAGAUUCAAUGCAACCCAGUGAAAAGGGAGAGAAUUUGCCUAAAAAUAACACCCUAAUGAAGCUUCUGGCAUCUGCAUACAUGAACCGUUUUCCCCAUCUUCCGCCUGAAAAUCAAAGCGAUGACGAAGCUGUGUCUAAGCAUGAAGGUAUUCCAUUUGAUGUAACACCUGCAGCAAAAGCAGAUGGGCCUCAAAUAAACGAUCUUUCUAUUACUCAUUUGAGACGACUACUUAUCAAACCUGGUAUAAAGACAAAAGCUCCAUCAAUUAGCAGAAUUUUGGAGUCAAGUAGGAAAAGGGUUGUCUCCCUCACUAAAACUUUUUCUCCUGUUGUGGUUCUUGAGACACGCCAAAAGCUCAUGGAUUCAGUCAAUAAAGGCACAUAUGGCAGAUAUAAAUGUGGUCGCUGCCGAAGGGUCUUUCAGAACUUGGACAGAUUGACAGAGCAUCAUUUUUUGCACAAAAAAGAGAGGAUUAAAUGUUGUCGUCGUUGCAAACAGCUUAUCAUUGGGCGGUUGCCUUUGCCUGAUAAUCAUGUCUGCCCUCAGCUGGCAAACAGGAAUGUACAGCCAUCUGGCUCUUUGAAAAACAAGUUCUCAUUUGCCCCCAAAAUAGUGCCAUUCCAUAGUGUUGGUAAUGCAAAAAAGGUCUUCUUUUGUCCUUUGUGCAAACACAGUUAUGCACGAAGGUGGAACCUCAAAACGCACAGGUGUCAUGGUCAAAUGUCCCUCAGCUCUAGGCAGGUCAGUCCUUCCAUUCAGAGAAUGUUGUCUCUGAGUUCAAACAGUAAUGCCAAAACUGUCAUGGAUGAGGAUAAAAACGGAUGUCAGAAUUUAAAUAGUAUAGGUGUAGGCACUGAAGUUACUGGCCGCAUCAAAGUUGAGAUGAUGUCCUCAAAUUCAGAGCAGUCUGCAGUUUCACAGUUAGCCUGGACUCCUUCAGCAAAAACCUUCCCCCCAUUCUCCCUUAAAUCCUCUAUAGUGGAGCUGCAACAGGAUUCCUCUCUGCAUUCGCUCCAGGAAGGAGAAGAAAACAGCUGGGAUGCAGAAGAGCUUGAUAACGAAGACAGCAAUGAAGGGCAGUGGACAAUGCCCUUGGAUGAUGAAAUGCAGUCUUUUAAUACUGAAAAUCAAACUGGUAAUAACGGAGAGGAGAAGCAGUCUGGAUUGGCAGAAAUGGCAUCCCAUGGCUUACGCUAUUUUGUCAAAGAUGGCGUAAAACGUUACCCUUGUAACAGGUGUCAGAAAACCUACAGUCGAGCCUCAACUUUAAGGCGCCACCUGCGACUGUGUGGGUUUAGGCCCCAUGGGUUUGGGAGUGUUGUGCAGAGCGAUGGUCAGGGGAACAGUACACUAAAUGCCAGUAACACAAAACAGAUGUUUCCUUGUUUUGUAUGUGGAAAGAUUUUCAAUCGUAAAGAUAACAUGAUGGUUCACAGAAAAAGAUGCCAGCUUCAGAGAACAGUGCCGGAGGUGGAAAGGGUGACUGUGCAGGAGAGUUUGCCAGGCAAUGCAACAGCAGACUCUCAAACCCAGGAGGAGGAUGCAGCAAACUGGGGCAUUAUGUCACUCCCCUCAGUUCUUCCAAGAAGGGUGACGUGUGAGUGUGGAGUUGGAUUUACAUCUCCAAGACUUCUUGUAGAGCAUUUGCAGAAGCAUGCCCUAGAAUCAUACACAUGUCCAACUUGUGGAGAAACGGUUAAUUCCUGGGCUGCCUAUGAAGUUCAUCUGCAGAUCCAUAUGCAUCCUCAUCACAAGCUGCUGCAGGGCCUGCAACCACAGCGAUCACAACCUAUCUUGCUUCGAUUUCGGCAGCAACAGCAGUCAGCUCAGACAACACUUCAGCCGCCACAGAAACAAAUGCACCCUGAGCAACUUACAGUUCCAGCAAAAAAGCGGAUUGUAUGCACACGAUGUGGAAAUACUUUUGCGACUCGAUGUUCCCUUCGAAGGCACAUAGCCUGGAAUCGCUGCAAAGGUGCACGGGCUACAAGUGUUGUCACAAAUCCCCCUAAAUCCUUUCACUGUUCACACUGCAACUCAGAUUUCCCCAACACUAUCAGUCUAAUAUUUCACCAGAGGAGUGGAGCGUGUAAACCUGCCAUCAAGCCUGUUCGUUGCCCUGUUUGUCUCCGCUGGUUUGGUACAGUAGACAGUUUGCAGAAACACCUGCUCACUCAUAAACAGUCUGAAUCAUAUCGCUGUGAUGUCUGUCAAGGCACAUACCCCAACCUUAAAUCACUCAAGAACCACCGCAGGAGGAUUCAUCGCAUCAUGGCUGGAAACACACAGCCUAAAACACAGGAACCACUAACUUCUUAGCAUCACUGAAAUAUAGCCAAAAAACGUCUGACAUGAGUGGUGCAUUCAAGACUAGAGUAAAUAUUAUUCUUUGUUCUCUCUAUAUUUGUCAAAUUUAUGUGCCCUUUGUUUUUUUUAUUAAACUGCAUGAGAUUCUUGGAGAUUGUAUAGCUGCAUAAGAUUUUUUUUUACGACUUUUAAGUGUAAUUUUAGCUUUCCAUUGUUUUAAAAGAGAAAAAUUAAUAUUUGAUAUACAGUACAUUUUAGAUUUCGAGGUAAUCCUUGUAUUUCUUAGCCUCAUUAGCCUGUAAGUGAUUGUGUGGAACUGGAAAUUCCACUUAUUUCACACAGUUGGUGAUGUAGCUUGAUGUAAUGGGUGUUAAUAAACAUACAAGUGUGAAAUGUUA